Messenger RNA from Nerophis lumbriciformis (worm pipefish), 2537 nucleotides. Its product is annotated as calpain-9. Gene Ontology annotation, cellular component: cytoplasm. The record is from RefSeq and is a predicted model, not a curated record. Gene Ontology annotation, molecular function: calcium-dependent cysteine-type endopeptidase activity; calcium ion binding. Lineage: Eukaryota; Metazoa; Chordata; Actinopteri; Syngnathiformes; Syngnathidae. Gene Ontology annotation, biological process: proteolysis.
GCCAGCGACACACACGCACACACAACACGCAGACUGCUCGUCUGGAACAUUCGGUCAGCUGAAAGAUGGACAAGUCGCGGAGACUGUCCUCCGAGGGCUCCCUCCCUCCUCCGCUGGACGACGACGACUCCAGCUCGGCUUGCUCCGACGAGCUGCUCGGCUCUCAGUCCCGCCGCUGGUUGUCCGACCUCCUGUCGGGGGAGGAUCCUGCACACCACGGCGACGUCAACGGGGACGUGAUCGUGGGCCGCGACGGAUUGUUCGUGGACUUUCACUUUCCUCUGGGCGAACUGGAGAUGAAGGCCGCCGGGGUCAAGUGGAAAAGACCCAAGGAGCUGUGCAGGACGCCUCACUUUACCGUAGACGGAGCGUCACGCCUCGACAUCCGCCAAGGGAAGCUCAGCGACUGCUGGUUGCUGUCGGCCAUCGCCUCUCUGGCCGUGCACAAACCUCUGCUGGACAAGGUGGUACCACCGGGUCAGACCUUCCUGGACGGGUACAAGGGCUGCUUCGUCUUCAGGUUCUGGCAGUACGGUCAGUGGGAGGAAGUGCGCAUCGACGACCUGCUGCCCACCUGCAACAACGACCUGAUCUUCCUCAGCUCGCCACAAAAGCACGAGUUCUGGAGCUCUCUGCUGGAGAAAGCCUACGCCAAGUUGAAAGGAGGCUAUCGAGCUCUGGACAUGGGCUUCCCUCACGAGGCGAUGGUGGACAUGACGGGGGGCGUGGCCGAGGUUUUAAACGUGUCUUUGCUGCCCAGAGAUCUUCCAGUGUUGGUCAGACAGAUGCUGGCCAAAGGAGCGCUCAUUAACUGCGCCAACACGCUCGGUCCUCUGGAGAGCAGGAAUGAGCUGGGAAUCAUGUUCAGACACGCCUACUCGCUGACGGCGGUCGAGGAGGUGCAGACCACAUAUGGACCAGUGGACCUGGUGCGCAUUAAUAACCCGUGGGGCAACACCGAGUGGGAGGGGCCAUGGAGUGACCUGAAUGGUCCAGAGUGGAACACAGUGAGCCCGCAGGAGCAAAAGAGACUGGAGCGAGUCCGACGGGAGGAUGGGGAGUUCUGGAUGUCGGUGUCGGACUUCCGGCAGAACUUUGAGACCAUGGAGGUGUGUCACCUGUCUGACCUCAGCGAGCCGACGGGCGCCAGCGUGCAGCCGUGGGUGUGCGCAAUGCAUCAUGGGAGCUGGGUGCCGCGGGUUUCGGCGGGUGGCUCUCCUCAUGGGGGUUGGUACUGGCAGAAUCCACAGUACGACUUUGUCCUCUCCCAGCGGGACAACAGAUCCAGUGACUCCUCGAAGUCCUGCUCCUUCAUUUUGGCUCUGAUGCAGAAAUAUCAGCGGCGCAGAGGAAUCACCCUGUCCAUCGCUCUGCAUAUCUACCCGGCGCCUCACGAGGACAAGCACCUGUCCCCUCAGGACCUGAGCGUCCUGCGCCCAGUGCUCUGCAGCAGCCAUUACUCCUCCCGGCGUGAGGUGGUGCUGCGAGGCACCCUGCCGCCGGGUCGCUACGUCAUCAUCCCGUCCACCGCCGAGCCCAAUCAGCAGGGCUCCUUUCUCCUGAGGGUGCUGACGGAGCGAGGCCACGCCUCCACUCCGGCUUCAAGCUCGGCAACACCUGACCAGUCUUCAAUACAAGCGCAGCCUCAUUUCCCUCACCAGACUGCGCUCCCUUCCCUAAAAGCCAUGAAAGUGCUCUUCAAGAAGCACUGCAACAAGAGAGGAUUCUGUAAACCUCAUCACCUCCAUAGCCUGCUGACAGAGACCAUCCAGGGAGGAGUGUUGGCUGGCAGCGAGAAGCACCUGGCACUGGAGCACUGCAAGAGCUUGGUGGUCCUCAUGGACAGUCAAGGCAUCGCGCAGCUCAACUGGCGGGAGUUCCAGAGUCUCUGGGAAAAGAUCCGGAUGUGGACGGACAUUUUUCUGGUGUACGACAAGAACAAAACUCAGCGUCUAGAGUAUGAAGAGGUGGGCCCCGCCUUGAAGGCCGCAGGCAUCGUGGUGGACGACCUGGUGAUGCAGCUGGUGGGCCUGCGGUACACGGAGCCCGACAUGACCAUCAGCUAUCCCGGCUUCCUGUACCUCACCAUGAAGCUGGACAGCAUGAUCCACAAAUUUCACGCGUACGACAUGGUGGGAAUGGGAAGCAUCUCGCUCAACUACAGACAGUGGCUCCACAUGACCGUUUACAACUGAACACUCGCCUCGGCCCAGAAGAUUCCCAGGAUGAAUUCCCUCUGCAGCGCUUGAUUGUAUUUUCGUCGCGCUCCGGCAUGAGCGCACAUUACAGCCGCGCUGAGGGAAAUAUUUGUCAGGGAUUGUUUUCGCUCAUGCGGGGCCUGCGAUUGAAACAUGGCCGACCAAUUCUUCUACUCGCUGGGAAGAGGUCGCGACCCCCGAUCGCUGGGAAUAUUUGUGAUUAACGACCCCCCGUUUUAUUGUGACUGUUUGGUAUGUGUACAUAGUCGUCUGCCAGCGUCAUUCUUUAAACACUCUAAACAUGUCCACGCUCUGUGUGUGUGUGUGUGUGUGUGUGUG